Caenorhabditis bovis is the source of this 1134-nucleotide messenger RNA. Lineage: Eukaryota; Metazoa; Nematoda; Chromadorea; Rhabditida; Rhabditidae. The record is from the annotation of a GenBank genome assembly.
AUGCUACUCACAACAAGUGCUCCACGAUUAUUGAGCUCUAUCGCUGGGAAUCUGACGACACCAAUGAGCACAAUCCAAGACAAUCACGAGAUCAUUGAUUAUGUGAACCGCGUGAAGAGCAUCUAUAUGUGGCUCAUACCAUGCAUGAUUGUCAUCCUUUUGCUAGCGAUUCUUGGGAACGGUAUAAUCGUUCUCUCAUCUCCAUGGCUUUCAGCUCCAGUAUCGCCGUAUUUAAAAUUAUGCGUAUCACUGGCCGCUGCUGAUAUGUGGGCAGCCACUUUACUUAUAAUGGGCCUUCUUGUGAAUUCGUACCUUCCUGUGGUUUUUGGGGUCCAAAAGAACACAAUGUGCUAUGAUGCAUUGUUAGAGAUGUUCCGAAUUUCCGGAAUGCUCACUUCCGAUAUGCAUCUAUUCGCGUUGGCAAUCAACCAAUUUUUGGGGACAAUGUACCCGCUAAAAUAUAAGGUGAUGGUAACAACUCGUCGAAUUCGCUACAUCGUGUUCUGCCUUUGGAUUGUGCCGCUCAUUUUUGUGUUUGGAUGGUUUGUCGCGAAUGAAGAUGACGGAUUACGUCACGCGCAAUGUCUAUUCAGAUUUUACAAUCGAUUCCCAUUCAGAAUAACGAUUUUCUUAAUAUUUAUGCUCCCCUUGAUAUCAACCCUAAUAAUCUAUGGGUGUAUUCUUGUGAAGCUGCUCAAAGCGAAAGUUGAGUUUGAGACAUACUGUAGCGAUCGGAGCAUUGAGAUGAACAAUAAGGCUCGAAGAAACUAUAGUACUCGAAGCACGAAUGUUUACUCAAAGCUUAAACUUGUAUGGACCACUUUGCUCAUUGUAUCCACAUUUUCGCUAUCCUGGGGACUAUGCGUCCUGUAUUUCGUCCUGGUAUGCGCUGAUGGGUGUAUGCUGAUUUACCGGCAGAACAUCGGCCUAUAUAUGAGCUUGUUCCUCAAUUCAUCGGUCAAUAUUUUGGUGAUGCUCAAGCUUGCUUCGAACCCGUUCAUCUACACUCUUCGCAUCAAGGCGAUUCGCUCUUCAGUCGAUCACUUUAUCAAUUUCAUUUUCCGUCGCAAAUCGCCAAGAAAGCACAAGAGCAGCUUUGCGCCGACCACAACCGUAGAGCCGAGCGCCAUUUAG